AUGACGUCUAACAUUCCUCUUAUUGUGAGAUUAUUGGCUUCUUCUGUGUCAGUAGCCAACAGAGCUGGAAAAAUUGUUCGUGAUGUUAUGAGCAAAGGAGAAUUGGGAAUUGUUGAAAAGGGUAAAGAUGACUAUCAAACAGAGGCUGAUCGGUCAGCACAGCGUUGUAUUGUUGCAUCACUUGCAGCACAAUACCCAAAAGUGAAUAUUAUUGGUGAAGAGGAUGGGCCUGAUAAUGAGGGAGACAUUGCUAGUGACUGGUUAAUUUCUGAAGCUGAUAAAGAAGUGCUGUCUUUGGAAUGCCCUGCUGGCCUUAGAAGUGUCAAAGAGGAAGAGAUUGUUGUCUGGGUUGAUCCUCUAGAUGGAACUUCUGAGUAUACACAAGGUGCACUAAUGUUGAAGAGAGAUCCAUGGGAAAGAUGGAAAAUGUACUUAACUCAUCCUUUUAUAAGUAUCAAGUGGUAUUUAAGUUUGCUCCAAUCUAAUUAUGGCUUCCUUGAACAUGUUACUGUUUUGAUUGGUAUAUCUGUGAAUGAGAAGCCAGUGGCUGGUGUGAUUCACCAACCUUAUUAUAAAACUAUACUGGGUGGGGAGAAGAUAAUAGGUAGAACAAUAUGGGGCCUCCAGGAAGCAGGUGUUGGAGGGUUUACCCCGGCCCCUCCUCCUGACUCCCUCAUCAUUACCACCACAAGGAGUCAUUCCAACCCAUUAGUUGAGAAGGCAUUGCAAGUCAUGAAUGCUGCACAAGUGCUUAGGGUUGGUGGUGCAGGUUAUAAGGUUCUACAACUACUGGAAGGCAAGGCGUCUAUUUACGUUUUCGCUAGCAGCGGCUGCAAAAAGUGGGACACUUGUGCUCCAGAAGCAGUAUUGUCUGCGGCUGGGGGGAAACUGACCGAUAUUCUCGGCGAAUUCUACAAAUAUGGCGGAACAGAGUCACGACCUAACAAAACUGGAGUAUUGGCAGCUGUCUCUAAAGACUUGCACAGUUAUGCAUUGAAUAGAAUUCCACAGGAAUUGAAAGAGGCACUCUCUAAAAAAUAG
Messenger RNA from Spodoptera littoralis (African cotton leafworm), 1041 nucleotides. The record is from the annotation of a GenBank genome assembly. NCBI's taxonomy places the organism in Eukaryota, Metazoa, Arthropoda, Insecta, Lepidoptera, Noctuidae.